UAUGAUUAAACUAAAAUGGGCUAUUGGGACAACCACUCGAUCACAAACACAUUCCAAACAGAAAACUCAAACAUCUCCGAUUUCCAAAUGAAUUACUCCAUCUUCCACUCCCCAAAUUCUGAUACAUCCUCUGAGUUUUCUUGGGAUGCUCUAGAGUUUGGCAAUACUUCUCUUCCUUUCAAUGAAAACGACUCCGAGGAAAUGCUUCUCUUUGGGAUGCUAUCAAAGGCCGCCCAAGAAACUACCUCAUUUGAAACAGAAACACACAACUCAGCUGCCUCAUCCAACCCCAUAAAGGAAGAAGAAGUGAGUUCCGAUUCCACAUCCGAAGAAGAAAACCCGAAAACCCCGAAGAAGGAGAAGUCCUACAGAGGCGUCAGAAGGCGGCCGUGGGGCAAAUUCGCCGCCGAGAUAAGAGACUCGACCAGACAUGGCGUAAGAGUUUGGCUAGGCACAUUUGACAGUGCUGAAGCCGCCGCUUUGGCCUAUGAUCAAGCGGCCUUUGCCAUGCGGGGCUCCGCCGCCGUUCUCAACUUUCCGGUGGAGAGAGUCCGGGAGUCUCUUCGUGAUAUGAACUGUGCUACUUCGGAUUUGGACGGGGAGUGUUCGCCGGUGGUGGCGCUGAAACGAAAGCACUCGAUGAGAAGGAAAUUGGGGAACAAGAAGAGUAGAAUGGAGAGAGAUGUGAGGUUAGAGAAUGUGGUGGUGUUCGAAGAUUUAGGAGCAGAUUACUUGGAACAACUUUUGAGUUCAUCUGAAAGCACUAGUACUACUACUACUACUGCUGCUGCUAAUUGGUGAUUCGAACACUUCAAACUUUUCAUUCUUUCUUUUUUUCCGAUCCAUCCCUUUGUAAUUCCAUCACUGAAUAUCUUGAAUUUUUUUUUUUGUUUUUAAUUUCUUCUUGAUGUAAAGUUCCAAAAGGAUAAAGGAGUAACGUAUUGUACGCAA
This is a messenger RNA of Rosa rugosa (rugosa rose), 951 nucleotides long. Its product is annotated as ethylene-response factor C3-like. The record is from RefSeq and is a predicted model, not a curated record. Gene Ontology annotation, molecular function: DNA-binding transcription factor activity; DNA binding. The transcript has a single exon. Gene Ontology annotation, biological process: regulation of DNA-templated transcription; ethylene-activated signaling pathway. The coding region runs from base 16 to 801 and encodes 261 amino acids. NCBI's taxonomy places the organism in Eukaryota, Viridiplantae, Streptophyta, Magnoliopsida, Rosales, Rosaceae.